GAAAAAUGCCAUGGCUUGGGAAAAGGGAGGGUGUCUCUUUAUAGACCUUAUCAAUAACAGAGACAAGGAAGGGUGUGUGUCUCUAAUAAUAAUCUCCAAAAAUGGGUUCGCAGUUGCAGAGCUCCUCAGAAAUGCUGUCGAGGGAACAGUUGCUUCAUCUCUUCGAUCGAUUCUCUUUCCUCACCUCUCAGCCCGAUGGGAAGAAAAGAAUCGCAGAUGGUGUUGAGGACAAACAGGAAGCUGUUGCCUUAACCACUGCCAUCCAGGAAGAGAUAUUUCUGGAGAUGGGGAUUGAUCCAAGGUUUGGCAUAUCAUCCCUGGGAAAGUUGAAUGAAAAAUAUGAGAAUGAUCAGGAUAUGAUGAUCCGCUUUUAUAAGUUCAUUGCAAGGGAGGAGAUGGCCUGUGAUGAAGCUGAGCUUGGAGCAGAUGAAUUUGUGGAAAGGAUGCAUAGCCAAGAAAAAUUACAGGAGCAGCAACUGGAGAUGCUAAAGCACAUGCGGAAAUUUCCCCUGGAUGAUCAAUCUGCAAUCCUUGAGAAGCUGCGUCAGCAGAUGGAAAAUGCCGAUUUUGAAGGCGCUGCAUCAGUUUUGUCUUCAGAGCAGAUUCAAGAGAUUGUUCGGAGGAGGGUGUCUCCUUUAUUUAAGCCAAGGUAGAUUGGAACAUGCAUCAGUGAUGCAAUGUAGUUUGGUUUCAGACUGGUACUUUGUCCAUGGUCUCGAUGUAGCUGUUGUUUGUUGUAGUAAUUGCUCAUUAUAUGUAGACUGGAUUUCGGUUGUGAAGUAAAUUUGUUUUUAAGAAGGUAA
Prunus avium (sweet cherry) is the source of this 803-nucleotide messenger RNA. NCBI's taxonomy places the organism in Eukaryota, Viridiplantae, Streptophyta, Magnoliopsida, Rosales, Rosaceae. The record is from RefSeq and is a predicted model, not a curated record.